CCGUCUGUUUCUCCUAUUUUUUCAAAGUUGAAGAAACAAACUCACCGAUUGACUCCAUCACCAAUAAUCAUCUCUCUCUCGGAAAUGAGUCGUGCAAAAAUAUUGAUCCUAAUUUUAACAAUUUCAACAGCUAUUACCGAAAGAGCUGGAUGCAAGAAGGAAUCGGAAUCACCGCAGUACACAGUAGUCCACUCAGAAUCCGAUUUUGAGGUGAGAUUCUACAGAGAAUCAGCUUGGAUGACUGCUCCAUCUGAUGAUAUUUCCUUCGAAAAAGCCACCAAGAAAGGCUUCCACAGAUUGUUUCAGUAUACAGAAGGUGCAAACUUGAACUUUUCUAGGCUACCAAUAACCUACCCGAUCCUCACGAGCAUAGUCCCAGAUGCCGGCCCCCUUCACUCAUCGGCCUACUUUGUGAAGCUCUACCUCCCCACGGAGUUUGAGGCCGACCCUCCCCUUCCCCUGCCCGAACUCAACCUCCAGCCUGACUGGUGGAGGAGCCGCUGCAUUGCUGUGAGGGAAUUUUCAGGGUUCGCGAGGGAUACCAACAUCGUGAAGGAGGCCGAGAAGCUGGCUCUGAGUUUGAGCAGGUCCGAGUGGGCUAACUCGACUUCUGCGGAGAGUGGCUACGCGUACUCUAUCGCACAGUAUAGUUCUCAUUUUAAGAUAUUUUCGCGCGUUAAUGAAGUCUGGGUGGAUGUUGGCGGAUCCGAGUCGAAUGGAUGCAGAUCGAGCCUCGUGGCAGCAUACUGAUGCAACAGCCUUGUAUAUACUGAACGUCGGGGUAGUCGCUGCACAGGGAUGAUGUUCGUCUCGGUCACGAGUUCGCCUAAUAUUCCAUGAUCAGUUUCCGCAAAUUCUUGAUGUAAAUUAUGAGUUUGUCUUCUGCUAUGAUAUCUAAAUGUGGAUAAACCUACAUUGUGUUGUGUCUUGAUUCACAUGUUACUACAUUUGAUUUGUA
Molecule: messenger RNA, 958 nt
Organism: Salvia hispanica
Lineage: Eukaryota; Viridiplantae; Streptophyta; Magnoliopsida; Lamiales; Lamiaceae
Source: RefSeq, a predicted model, not a curated record